Molecule: messenger RNA, 441 nt
Organism: Eruca vesicaria subsp. sativa (arugula)
Lineage: Eukaryota; Viridiplantae; Streptophyta; Magnoliopsida; Brassicales; Brassicaceae
Source: the annotation of a GenBank genome assembly
AUGGAUAGCAAUGUUAUUAUCAGAUCACCCCCUAGGAGCAUAGAGGGCAACUAUGAUGAUCAGUCCAUGGUAUCAGCCGAGGACUUAAUCCCACCUUAUGGAGCCCUUAAGAUUAGUUCUUUAAAUGAAGAGGAACACAUGGAUGAAGAGGAGAUGCAGGAGGAAAGUAAGGGUGAAGAAAACACUAUGUCAAAUGAUGAGGAUCUCCUUGGUUUGGAGCUCGCGAAAAUGGAGUAUAAUCGAUCCAUGUUUGAUGAUACCGAGCACUCUUUGGCUGAGACUAAUGACUCAAUUCUUAUGAUUGAGGCUGCACCAGUAAUGGGGUCUGGGGAGAACGAUUUAGAUCCACCUAAAUCUGUAGCUCGAACAAGGGGUCAAAAAUGUAAGGGUGACGGCUGCAAGGAAACUGAGGAAUGGGUCUACUACUCAAACGAAUGGUAA